AUGUUUGCGAUCAAGCUCAGCUUGGUGUUUUCAACGUUGCUGUCGGUGGGUUCCGGGCUAGCCUAUGUCACUUAUGGAACCAGUCCCAGGAAUGGACAGGCCCUGCCGGACUUAUUAUACGCGACAAUUGACGAUCUCCAAUCUGGUCUUGCGGCUGGCACGUUCACCAGUGUAGACCUUGUCAAGGCAUACGUGGCUCGUAUAGACGAGGUCAACCCUGUUUUGCAUGCGGUCAUCGAGACCAACCCCGAUGCUCUUGCGAUAGCAGCAUCUCUAGACGCUGAAAGAACGGAUGGAUCCACCAGAGGAAUGUUGCAUGGCAUCCCGAUAUGCAUCAAGGACAACAUCGCGACACUUGAUAAGAUGAAUAACACCGCCGGCUCCUUUGCCCUGCUUGGUGCGAUUCCGCCGAGCGAUUCUACGGUUGCGGCGAAGCUCAAAGCGGCCGGUGCAAUCAUCAUCGGGAAGUGCAAUCUCUCUCAAUGGGCCAAUUAUCGCUCGUCGAACUCGACGAAUGGAUGGACGUCUCGUGGCGGCCAGACUAUGGGUGCCUACUACCCGAUGCAAGACCCAUCUGGAUCCAGCAGUGGUCCUGGGGUCGUCUCGUCCAUCGGUUUGGCCGCUGCUGCUGUGGGGACAGAGACAUCUGGCUCUAUCAUCUCUCCUUCAAGCAGAAAUAGUUUAACUGGAAUCAAGCCUUCUGUCGGGUUGACCAGCAGAUACCUCGUUGUCCCGAUCUCGCAGACUCAGGACACUAUUGGUCCCUUGACCCGAACAAUGAUGGAUGCAGCAUACAUCCUGUCCGUGAUUGCAGGCGAAGACUCCCACGACAACUAUACAUCUGCUAUCCCAUUCGAAACUAUCCCUGAUUAUGCAGCCGAGUGCACUAGCGAAGGCCUACAAAAUGCAAAGAUUGGCAUCCCGCGCAACGCCAUAACGGUGUCUAAAACCAAUGGUCCAGAAAUCACAGCAUUUAAUGCAUCCAUCGACAUUUUCAAGAAACUUGGUGCUACGAUAGUGGAUAAUGCUGAUUUUCCAGACCUCGCUGGAUACUUGAACUUUACUGGGGCGGGUUACACCACGGAUCCGGUCGUCGGUGCUGACUUUGUCUUUGACGUCGCAAACUACUUCAACGAAAUGACGACCAACCCCAACCAUAUUGUAAACCUCCAACAGCUCAUAAACUUCACGGAGACAUAUCCUCCAGAGGACUACCCUGAUCGCAACAUUGCAACAUGGCUUGGUGCUGCGAGUCUUAAUAUCACCAUGGGAGAUGCUGAUUAUUAUACUGCGCUGCUUGAACAAUAUUAUUAUGGAUCCAAUGCCACAAUCCUUGGUGCUUUGGAAACGUAUGAUCUUGAUGCCCUAAUCAUUCCAAGCUCGAUGUCACCAGGAUAUGCAGCCAUCGCUGGGUACCCCAUUGUCACAGUCCCGCUUGGUUACUACCCCGCAACUACGAACGUUACCUAUAACUCACGUGGCACGCUGGUGGAGCUAGGGCCGAACUUCCCCUUUGGUUUGUCGUUCUAUGGUAGGCGGUUCAGCGAGGCCACCCUUGUCAAGUAUGCUUGUGCGUUCGAAGCUGCUACCAACUACCGCCAACUGCGGGACCCUUACAUCAUCCCCAACAUUCAGCUCGUCGACGUGAUGUAA
Molecule: messenger RNA, 1653 nt
Organism: Suillus discolor
Lineage: Eukaryota; Fungi; Basidiomycota; Agaricomycetes; Boletales; Suillaceae
Product: glutamyl-tRNA amidotransferase subunit A
Exons: 14
Coding region: 1-1653 (550 amino acids)
Source: RefSeq, a predicted model, not a curated record